AAGUCAUACUCUUUCAUUCCACGUGAUAUUUUUACCCUUUGGGGAUGCACUUUUUCAAGGGGGCUAAAACUCAGCCGUCCUAAGCAGCUGGCGAGCGGAGGGAAAGCCCCCCUUUUGUGGACACGUAUCUCGAGGGGUUCUCUGCGGAAAAAUGGCCGACCAGGCAAACCUCAAACUGCUGAAGAUUAAAAGUUCCAUCGCCAUAGAUGAAGCGAACUCCCCCGUUGUGAUCGACAGACAAGGGAUGGAAAAGACGUCCAAAUUAAAGGAACGAAAAAGGAAGAGAUACAAAACUCGCGUCAAGUGGGACCAGCGGGAGACGGAGCGCCUGAUCGACGGGAUAAACAAAUACGGAGUGUCCAACUGGCGCAAAAUUAUGGAGGCCUACUCCUUUUCGGAGAGCAGAACCAACGUGAGCUUAAAAGAUAAGUACAGGAACUUCAAGAAGGUGUUUAUCAUAGAGAAGGACUGAGUUGGUGAUGGCAGUGGUCUUCUGCAUAAAGCUAACACAGCACAGCGAGGUUACACCUUUAAAUGUCUCCGUGGUAUGCCCUCCCCCGUCGCAACCAUCAUGGUGUCCCUUUCCAUGUGUCUUCCCCCCAUCGAUCUGGAUUGUCUUCCCACACAUGCUUCGUCAUCCCUGUUAUUUAUUUAUGUGCGUUUCCACGUGGGGGUAAAUUGUACGCUCAGUGGAAGGCGUGACAGUGGGGAGGAAAAUACCCAACAAGUCACGCCUGCACUUGUGCGAAACGGAAAAAGGAGGAAACAAAAAUGAUCGACUGGUUGCAUGAGACUGG
Molecule: messenger RNA, 797 nt
Organism: Plasmodium vivax (malaria parasite P. vivax)
Lineage: Eukaryota; Apicomplexa; Aconoidasida; Haemosporida; Plasmodiidae
Product: telomeric repeat binding factor 1, putative
Exons: 6
Coding region: 152-472 (106 amino acids)
Source: RefSeq, a predicted model, not a curated record